Tilletiopsis washingtonensis is the source of this 1051-nucleotide messenger RNA. RefSeq names its product putative PHO88-involved in phosphate transport. Gene Ontology annotation, cellular component: mitochondrion; endoplasmic reticulum. Gene Ontology annotation, biological process: protein targeting to ER. Bases 446 to 1000 code for a protein of 184 amino acids. The transcript has 3 exons. Lineage: Eukaryota; Fungi; Basidiomycota; Exobasidiomycetes; Entylomatales. The record is from RefSeq and is a predicted model, not a curated record.
CCUUCCUCUCACCCACCCGUUCCCAUCGUCACCCCCACCGCAAACGCCCAGCAUGUCCGCUGCUGUGAUGAACGUGCGUACGCAGCCGGGACUCUCCGCCCGCGCGCCCUUGGCGGCACACCUCCAUCUGCGCACGGCGCGAGGCUUCCGCCGUGCUUGCGCGCGCACGGCCGUCAGACACUUUGCGCCGUUGCCGUGCGAUGCGCGCAUCGCUGCGAUGCAGCACGCCACUUGCUCGAUCUGGCAGUCGCACAGGCGAUGCGCAGCACCAUUCACAGCGGCGAGCAACUCGGCAUGCAGCGCACGCCUGGCGGCCCUGCCAGUGCGCGGCGCGAUCUCCUGAGCCCGCCGGUUUGGCGCUAGCAUCUCAGCCGGAUGUGCAGCCGUCUGCUGGCUAGUGUCUCGCCCUACCCGUUCUGACGCCUCUCUUCUACAGCUGGCCUUCAUGUUUGGCGCCAUGCAGGUCGCCAAGCGCAUCCCCUUUGACGACAAGCCGGAGUACAUCCUCUACGCCCGGGCGGCGUACGUGGGCGCCCAGCUGCUCUGUCUGCUCAUCAACUACGUGAUCUCGCUGCGCAUCAAGUCGAAGAACGACCUGCGCGUGCUCAAGUACGUCGAGCCCAAGAGCGCCAUGAGCCAGGAGCCCGGCGAGCUCGUCACGACGACGAACCGCGACUACGACCUCGCCGAGGUCAGCAAGGCCACGCGCGGCGUCCUCAUGGGCACGCUGAUGGUCGGCUUCAUGCACCUCUACAUGGGCUACACGAACCCCCUCGUGAUCCAGUCGAUCCUGCCCGUCAAGAACGCGCUCGAGUCCAAGGAGGCGAUGAUCUGGCUGUGGGGCAAGGAGGGCGCGGAGGAGUACAAGCGCCCCUUCAAGGCGGCGCCGGGCAUGUUCGGCAUGGGCGGCCCGCAGGGACCGCAGACGGACAAGGCUGCUAUCGCCGCCGCGGAGCGGGCUGGCGGCGCGUCGGCCGCUGGCGACAAGAAGGCCGAGUAAAGGCCGGGAAGUGACAUGCAGCUCCGCCGCCGCCCAAGCUCAAGAUGCACG